This is a messenger RNA of Protopterus annectens (West African lungfish), 10390 nucleotides long. It is a transcript of the gene KLHL20, whose product is annotated as kelch like family member 20. The transcript has 12 exons. The coding region runs from base 455 to 2284 and encodes 609 amino acids. The record is from RefSeq and is a predicted model, not a curated record. Gene Ontology annotation, molecular function: protein binding. NCBI's taxonomy places the organism in Eukaryota, Metazoa, Chordata, Ceratodontiformes, Protopteridae.
UCUGUGGUGACUUGUGCAAAUGAUUUUUUAAAUACUGCCCCCUGCUGUUGAAAGUGACACAGUGGAUCGUCAACCCGACGUUUUAACAAUUUAUUCGGGUUUUCUGAGUGUCCCCUCCCCCACCGAAAACAAUUGGAGGGCUUCAAACAGAGCCACAACGGGACUUCUUUGUGUCUUCUAGGUAACCGGGCGCACAAAAUGGGUCCUUCUCAAAUUUGUGGAACUUUUACUCCAGGAGUUGGCACUUUUCCUGUUGGGGAAGAGUUAUAGCGGCGCACCAAUUUUUUUAUCUCACUGGGGACUAGGAAUCAAGGACUGACAGGCAAACAGGGAAAGAGGAGUAUUAACGGGGUUCGGGUGCGUUCUUUGUAUCUCAGCUGUCCGUGCUGCUAUUUAUUCUUAAAACAGAUGGGAGGAGUAAUAGAUUGGAAAGAGAGAAUUGUCCACUCUGUGCAUGGAUGAAAAACCAACACACAAGUGCACCAGUCUACGAGGAGGAGAGAUCGGAAUGGACAUCACAAGCCGUUGUACCCUUGGAGACCCUAACAAAUUGCCAGAGGGGGUUCCUCAGCCUGCUAGGAUGCCCUAUGUCUCUGACAAGCACCCCAGACAGACUUUGGAAGUCAUUAACCUUCUUCGCAAGCACCGGGAGCUGUGUGAUGUUGUACUUGUUGUUGGGGCCAAGAAGAUAUAUGCCCACCGGGUGAUACUAUCUGCCUGCAGUCCGUAUUUUCGUGCCAUGUUCACUGGCGAGCUGGCAGAGAGUCGCCAGACAGAAGUGGUGAUCAGGGACAUUGAUGAACGGGCCAUGGAGCUUCUAAUUGAUUUCUCUUACACAUCCCAGAUCACUGUUGAGGAAGGCAAUGUACAGACCUUGCUGCCGGCUGCCUGCCUUCUGCAGCUGGCAGAAAUCCAAGAAGCCUGCUGUGAGUUCUUAAAGAGACAGCUGGACCCUUCAAACUGCCUUGGGAUACGAGCCUUCGCUGACACACACUCUUGCCGGGAACUGCUCCGCAUUGCUGACAAGUUUACUCAGCAUAACUUUCAGGAGGUUAUGGAGAGUGAGGAGUUCAUGCUACUUCCAGCCAAUCAGCUGAUUGAUAUUAUUUCAAGUGAUGAAUUAAAUGUACGAAGUGAGGAACAGGUUUUUAAUGCUGUGAUGGCCUGGGUUAAGUAUAGUAUCCAGGAGAGGCGGCCUCAGCUUCCACAGGUGCUUCAGCAUGUUCGUUUACCUCUCCUUAGUCCAAAGUUCUUGGUGGGCACUGUUGGAUCUGAUCCCCUUAUAAAGAGUGAUGAGGAAUGCAGAGAUCUGGUGGAUGAAGCUAAGAACUAUCUACUUCUGCCUCAAGAGCGUCCCUUGAUGCAGGGUCCCAGAACUCGGCCUCGGAAGCCCAUCCGUUGUGGAGAGGUGUUGUUUGCAGUGGGAGGUUGGUGCAGUGGAGAUGCGAUCUCCAGUGUGGAGAGGUAUGAUCCACAAACAAAUGAGUGGAGGAUGGUUGCCUCGAUGAGCAAGCGGCGCUGUGGGGUCGGAGUAAGUGUUCUCGAUGAUCUUUUGUAUGCUGUUGGAGGGCAUGAUGGGUCAUCGUACCUCAACAGUGUUGAAAGGUAUGACCCGAAGACGAACCAGUGGAGCAGUGACGUUGCUCCUACCAGCACAUGCAGGACGAGCGUUGGUGUGGCUGUACUCGGAGGGUAUCUGUACGCCGUAGGUGGGCAGGACGGAGUCUCUUGUCUCAACAUUGUGGAAAGGUAUGACCCAAAAGAGAACAAGUGGACCCGUGUUGCCUCCAUGAGUACAAGACGACUGGGAGUGGCAGUUGCUGUGCUGGGAGGCUUCCUGUAUGCUGUAGGUGGAUCUGAUGGGACCUCUCCUCUCAACACAGUUGAGCGCUACAAUCCACAAGAGAACCGCUGGCAUACAAUUGCACCGAUGGGAACACGGAGGAAACACUUAGGCUGUGCAGUCUAUCAGGACAUGAUCUACGCUGUGGGAGGGCGAGAUGACACUACAGAGCUGAGCAGUGCUGAAAGGUACAAUCCUCGCACAAACCAGUGGUCACCAGUAGUAGCUAUGACAUCACGCAGAAGUGGGGUUGGACUUGCAGUUGUGAACGGGCAGCUGAUGGCCGUUGGAGGGUUUGAUGGAACUACCUACCUGAAAACCAUAGAAGUUUAUGACCCAGAUGCAAAUACAUGGAGGUUGUAUGGAGGCAUGAACUAUCGCCGACUAGGAGGUGGGGUAGGAGUCAUCAAAAUGACACAUUGUGAAUCCCACAUAUGGUAACCCAAGGAUGAAGUACUUUUCACCCAGAAAUGACUUAUGCUUUUGCUGCUACUGUUGUUGAGAAGCUCUACCUUUGUUCCAUAGACUUUAGAGUAAGAUUUGGAGUUUAGGUGAUAAAUGAACUUUUCAAUAACAAAGAGAUACUCACAGUCAUCAGAAGGCAUGUUUGCUGUGAGCGCACUCAGACUGAAGGUAAAAUUUUUCUGUGCAAUAUUUAAAGACAAAGACUUGAGGGCUCCUGAGCGGCUCGUAUACGAUGUGUUGAGAUGUUUACUCUCUGCCAGUGCCUCUCUCUGCCUUGGAAUUUAAUGUGGAGCAUUAAGGAAAGUGUUGCGCACUUUGAAGGUGCCAACAUUAAGGGGACUAACUGCUUUUGAGCAAAAGAGAAGUACAGCAUAUUCCUUGGCAACAUUUCCUGCAUCACUUUUUUUAAAUGCUCAGACAAUGAUGGACUUUAAGCUCUCCUUUUUUGGUGCGGUCUCCUUGUGGUUGUGUCAGAAGAUCAGAUCAGCAAAUCUGGAGAAUGACACUGCAUAAACAAUCUCACUUUAAGGUGGUGUUGGCGUGUAUUUGCAUAAACAGAGCAGUCCUACCUUCAUGUGCAGUGACGAAAGAGAAACCAGAGUGAGGUGCUAACAUUGAGUGGGGAAGAGGGGGUAGUGGACUUUUAAACUGAUUUUGAUGAAAAUCCCAUGAACAUGAGAAAAAGUAUUACUGCACUUAAAAUGUUUUUUGACAAACUCAAAUGUGAUUUUGUUGUGAAUUGGCAGACAUCAUACCAGAUGCCAGAAGUUUUUUUUUAUCCCAUUUUAUAUUUUUAUGGAAUCAUUUCUCCCUUCUUGUUUCUUCAUUUGCAGUUUGCUACAUGACAUAGCUGGAGUUUCAUUCACUGAAAUAGUCACUGGUUCUCAUCUGGUGUCUAAAACUAGUUUACCCCAUCUUGUGAUCUUACUGUUAUUGCAUCCACCAUUUUAGCUACUUAAUUCACAGGAGAAAGUGGCACUUUGUUCUGUGUCGUGUUUGUGUCCCUCUGCUUACUGCCUGUCUCCCUCCAAGCCCAAUGAGACAGAUUGCCAUAAGUUAUACUACAUAUACAAAUCCUUUACCAAAUGUCACGUCAUUUUCUUUUUGUAGUAGGAAUGGAAGGGCUGACAUUGCAGUGUAUGUGGGACAGCAGAGUAAUCUAUCCUAAUUUUUAUGGUAAGGAUAAAUAAUGCCAGACAAAGGUAAUUAGCAAGUUAUAUAGUUCCACUUUUGAACUUUUCAGUUCUGCAUCUUUCGUGUUGACAUUUUAUUGCAUAUUCUGAGUAAACCCUUUUGUGACUCAUUUAAGAAAGACUGUGCAUUGCUGCUAGACCAGGUUGCCAGUAUUCCUAAUUAGUGGAUGGUUUUCCUGAAGAUGAUUAGUGAUUUCCUCUUACCUUGCUGUCAGUCUUGAACAGUUGUGCAUGAUGUGAUGUCUAUUCCUGGAUGCACUCCCCUUUCCUGCAUCAUGUGCCUGCUUCCCUAGACUUCUCAAUGGAGAAAGUUCUUCUGUUUUGUCUUCAUUUGAUCAUCUUGAAGCAGCUUUUCGGCUCAGGCUGUUCUGGUUUAGGCAGUCAGUAUUUGCAGUGCAUUUCCAAACCAUUCUGAGCUGUGCAGUUAUUUGCUAUUUCUGUUCUGGUUGUACUUGGAGCAUUUUGUACUACAGAAGUGCAUUGAAUGCACAGAGCUCAUCGGAGGAGUGUCCAGGUUUACUGAAUGUUUCUCCACAGACAAUCUUGCAAACGUGUUUUCCUGAAGACCUAUAUAUUGUCAGAUGUUUAUUUGUGGGUAUUACCUUACUGCUCACCUGAAAGGAAUCUGCUGCAUGGUUCUGCUCAUGGUUGGUGCUGGAUCCUGUGCACUUUGAUUAUAUCUGGCUGUAAUUGCUUCUCGGUUCUCAUUGUGUAAACCAAAUAAGCACACAUUUUGUUAAUUAUGUUGAAAUGUGUAAGCCACAGUUUGCUAUAGCAGCAGUCCCAUACAGAAGGCAGUUACAGCUUUCUUACCAGGUAAACCAAGCAGUUGCAAGUGGAUUGUUCCAUUUCUGUAGUUCACCUGUCUGUUAUAGUGGGGUGAAGAAUUCUGUUAUCUAUAUCAGAUAGCAGUUUUUUUAGACCUCAAGAUGUUUUAAGCAUUUUAAACAGCAUCCUGCAAUCUGUUAGCAAGAUACCGUCUAGUGAAUUUUCCUUGCCUCAUUGUGUCAACGAGCCAUAAUAUCAUGGAAGUUUCAUCAGAUAAAAUGUCCAGAAUAAGAAGAAAUAGAGCAAUGAUGAAAAUGCCGAGAGCAUUCCACACCUUUCCGUUGUAGAGAAGUAAUAGACCCCCCCCCCCCAGUUCAGAUUGCUGUCCCUGCUGAAAGUUAACAGACUGAUUGUCUUGUUGUCUUUCACAUGUGUCUCGUUUUUACAACUUAGAACUGGAUCUUGCAGUUGCUGGGUUCUGUUUCCAGAGUUCAGUUUUCUUGCUGUGUGUUAUCAGUGACCCCGGUAGGGUUUUUGAUGCCUUUUGUACUUGAGGUAUACAGUGGGCCAAGGUCAUGCUUCAGAUGUCCUGGGCUGCCUCAUUUCUUCACAAUGGCAUUGAGUGUUGGAUUGGAUAAGAGGGAUGGCAGCCCAUUUCUGGCAAGUACCCUGUACGUAUAGGUGGAACUUCUGUAUGUUCAUGGCCAGCUAAAGUAAAGCUUUUUUAACGUACAGGUUACUUCUCCUUCUUGUCUUUCCAGACUACAUACGAUCAACAUUCCAGCUCAUGUCAUUAAGAGCCUCCUCUGUUUUCAGUUACUACCAUUGUGUUCCUUCCUGAAGUAGGGCCUUUUCAGUUCUGAUCAGCAGUUAAUGUAUUUAACUACCCUUAGAUUACAGUGGUCUUUUUGCCAGGAGAGAGGAGCACAUCAGUCCUUCCGUAAUAAAAUGCCUCACUCAGUUUCAGCGUAGCUAAGAAGGUCAUAAAGCAUUCCAGCAAUCUGGUCAAGCCAAAGAAGGUGAUUGUGUGAUUAUAACUAUACUUCUUUCCACUUCCCAGCUGAACUGUACCUGGUUACCAUAUUGUUUGCUCUGGGCAAAGGUUAUCUCCAGUUGGUGAUAUACAAGGUGUUUCUGGCAAUGCUGCAGCAUUCAGCUCACUAACAAAUGUGUCACUUUCAUUAAGGACUGAGGUGUCAAUGGUCAAAAGUACAUAUUCGUAAGGGAACUUUUUAUAACUGAAGAUAUUUGAAUGGUCACUGCUGCAAUAGCUUUAACUGUCUGGGUUAUAUACUGCCAAGGAUAUAACGUCUUGCUUGCAAAGUACUAGGGCACCCCACCCUCCAUGCACUCAAAGUAUCAUGCUUUGGAAGCUGUCUGGCUGUUAUAUCCUUGAUAGGAUAUAACCCAUGUAGCUAAGCCACUGCAGCAGUGAUUAAUAUGAUGAACAUCCUUAUUGGUAGUCAUCUAAAACUGCUGUUGUUGAGCACUGUGUUAAUGCUGUUGUGGCAUCGUCAUCAUUGUUCAGGUAGAUGAGCAUCUUUUGCUGACAGCAGCUGCAUGGCCGCUGUGUUGAUUAGCUCAUUUCCUGAUCUACAGAAUGUGUGAGUGUUGUAUAAAGAAAAGGUGGACAGCACAGCAGCUUUCUGGAAUCAUACGUGUGGUGUAGUAGGUAGCGGGAGGAAUUGCUCGACUGAAAAUGACUUGUCUUUCAGCUGAAACAUCACAGUUAACUGCCUGGUUUUGUUUGAACAAACAUGGGAGGAAGUCAUAUUUCUCUAUUUCACUAAGCAUUUUACACAAGUACCACUGAGUUUUCAAAUGGUCUGUAUCAUUUGUACGAUUCUUCAGCUGCUGUGCCUUCCAGGGAUCUACUUUAGUAGAAGGAAUGAGCACACAACCGAAAUUUAAAAUGCCAAGACAAUGACAUCAAAAGGUUACUAGACCAAGAGUGCAGAAGAUUGGAACAUAGAAUAUCAAACCAGAUGUGUAUUCUAAACAGAGAUCGCAGUACAGUCCGGAUAGGGAAACCUACCAUUUUCGUCACUAUAGUGCAGUCUCGGAGUUGGUAUAUAUAAUUUCCAGGGUUUGUGGUGGGGGGGCACAGGAGGGCUUGUCCCCCUGCAAAAAUGCAAAAGAAAUUAGUUAUACCUGUAAAUGAUAUAUACCAACUCCGAGAUCGCACAACAGUGAGGAAAAGGGUAGAUUUCCCAAUCCUGACUGUACAGCAAUCUUCGAUUAGAAUAUAUACCUGCUUAGAUCUUCUGCAUUCCUAUCUCCUGCAUUCUCGCUCUUGUAACCUUUUGAUGUUAUCUCGGCAUUUUAAAUUUCAGUUGUGUUAAUUCAGUCUACUAAAGUAGGUCCCCUUCCAGACAUCAUGUCUUUUCCAUUUGGAUUGGGCUGCCUCAUUUCCCCCGCACUAGGGAGGCACCCAUUGUGGUACAAGAGCAAAGGACAAGCAGUGUGGCAGCUUUAAAGGUUGCGCUUGUGCUCUCCCUGGCAUCCUAGCAGCGUAGCCAUAAUGGUGAAACCCCACCCAUAGGUAGAGGAAGACAUGCAUUCUUUUAAUAACAAAGGCCUGCACCACCUUUUCUGUGACAAGUGCUUGCUUUCCCACAGCCACACUGAAGUGCACCACCACCGCUUCCUCCAAAGGAUCAUGGCAGCAUGCAGCUGGCUGCACUGCACCGACUCCCGAGAAUGGACACACCUAUCCUUGUGGCAGCUGUUAUCUGGUGCACGCCUGCAUCUUUUUGCAGGGUGUGAGCAGCAUGUUGAUUCUGUCACUUAAAUGGCAGGCAGGUAAACAGAAUGAUGUGUAAAUGACUGCUGUAGUGACAGCUGAUUUCUGAUAGACCUGUCUGUCCGUCUUUAUUCAGCUAGGUGAUUCUGAGGAGGAUAGUUCUUCAGUGGCUUUCUGUUUUGAGACUUAGUUAACUGUCCUUAGUUUACAGUCUAAUUAUUCAGAGAUAUAUGUAGCCUGGUAGUUCUCCAUUAGUCUAACAUACAAGCAGCACACUGGCACACAGAUGUGGUUUUGUUCUUGUCCUCCAGAGCCCAGACUGGGCUUAAAAUAGUAAAACCUCGCCACUUCAGAAGGAUGGCCAUUCUCUGUACUGGUAUUGCAGUAUCAUUUACCAAGUUAUGUGACUUCUCAGAACAGAUGUUUUACUCUUCCUGGUGUACUCUGCAGGGUAGAUAAAGGUCCCCUGAGCAAAGAUGAGCAAAGAAUAAACAAGGAAAGGGUUGAGCUGAGAGUCUUGUAUGACUGGAGAAUACCUAGAAGUGCAAACAAUCUCAAAUUUAGGCAGUGUGCGAAUUUUGAACCAGGAUCAUUCUCUUGCUUUGCCCGCAAACUUUGGCAACAGCUGCCUCUGUGUUUUGAUCCUCUAAAGAGCUUGAGAAGCUUCAGAUGUAGGACUUGUAACCCUUCAUCUGGUUUCUGAGCAAGAAUUGCAAGCAACUUGGAAAAUUUCUCCCAUAUUCUGACAGUAAAAAAGUUAUGUUUUAUAUUUUAGGUAGACAAAUCCUCCUCACCCGUGUGUGCUGUAAGAAACCCAGUUCUGUUUUCUGCCAUUUCACACGUGGUCUUAUGUUUUGCCAUUUAAUUUUUUAUGUGCUGCAUCAUUCUUUAAGGUACUUAUGGCUGUCAGCCGUGGGUUACCAUUCCAGACCUCGUAUGUCUGUGGUUCUUACAGAAAAGGUGGAUGCUCUCCCUUUAAAAAUGUUUUACUUGGUGUCUAUGCUGACAGAAGUAUUCAGUACCACUGCUGAUCCUUUCAGAAUUGAAGGGCAAAUGUUUGUUUCAUUGACCGGCACAAAUUCUCAUUCUUAUGAACAUCUUUACUUUCAUCGUCCUUACUAAGCUAGUGAAGAGAGUUUAACUUCUGUUCCGUCCUACUUGCAGCUCCUACCAGGUGAACAAGAAAGUUUCUCCAUAUUUUAGUCAAUUAUUGUAAAUGAUUUAUUUUUACAUCAAGCAGUUGUGAUAGUGUCCUAGAUGUUGCCCAUAUUUUUAACACAUUCUUGUUUCUUCACAGUGCCAGUCAGAUCGUCAGCCAGCCAGUUGGAGCUUUCCAUCUCAUCUGACCGAUGGUUUGGCUUACCCCCCAGGGCAGGGGCUGCUCCCAGAUGGCAGAUGACCAAGAGUGUGACACCUAAUUGUGUCUGGACUGGUAAAUCUCACUGGGUGGCUGUGACAGUGACCUAAUCAUCACAGAGCCUAAGGCUUUUGCUUACACUGCCUCUCAUUCCUGAUCUGCAGCCUGGACGAGUAGGACUGCUACCGUACCAGUCAGUGAUGCACGUACACAUCCAUACACGUGUCCUGUGCGACUGCAGUACAUGAUCAUGCUGCUUGGUGCGUGCCUGUCCCCAGAGCUUCAUACUGUUGUUACAGCACCCUGCCCCCACUAGGUGUCAGCAUUGCAACAGACCAGACUGCCUUCCACCUUCAGGAUGGGGGGAUCUGAUAUUACUUAUUCAAUCCCAGUGUAACUAGAUUUCCAACACCCUAGCUGCUCCUUAAACCAAGACUCUCAUAUUAGUAGGCAGGACGUAAUCCUGGACAGCACUGAUCUGGCAGUGUUUCUCAUAUUUUAUAUCAAGUCACUUUAAACAGUUCAUUAAUGUCACAGAAGAGAGAUUAACUUUCUGAGUUAUUGAUACAGGUUGCUGAGACAGCAGAUAAUCAUGUGUUAAAGCAUUACUGCCCAACUGCUGCUUAAAAGCGAUAUGGUGCUGCUGUAACUAUUUGAGCUGGCUUAAAAAAAGGGUUAUCAUUUUAUAGCCUAUAUGUUUCAAGUUUCUUCUACCUGAACAAGGCAAUGUGUGUGGUUCCAGUAUACCUGUAGGCAAACUUGCUAUUCAGAGUAACUUCAAGUAGUUUUAAAGUCAGUCAUGUGGGAAUAAGAUGGAGUAUUCCAGCAAAGCUUAGUAGAAGGCAUCUGGCUUGAAUAAGUCUAUCCACUUUUAGGUACAGUUUUAAAACAAGUUAUUCUGUUUUUCUGCUGUCACCACCUUCCUACAGUGUUCUUCAAAAACAGGUUUCAAUUCAACCCUUUGUUUGGGAAACUGCUUGUAUUUGAAUGGUGUGAUAGUGUAGACUGUCCUUAUUUCAUUUUGGUUAUGUAGUUCAGAUGCAGAAAUUGGUGGCGAUGCCUUCAGAUCCCACUAAGUUUUCAGUCAAUUCCAAGGGCAUCUUAGAAAUAACGUAGUUUACUGAAAACAGUGUAUGGGUUAAUCUGUUCCUUCAUGACUAUAGAAUUGACACCCAUAUUGGCAUCUCCACAUCUUUUCAAGUUCUUUCCUGCCUGAGCACUAAUAUAUUAACAACAGAGCAACAAAUCACAUUUUCCUGGUCAAGAAGUUGUGCUUUCAGAUGCAAGAUCUGUCCUGUAGGGGUUCCAUUCUAAGGUAAUAAGUCAGUAUUAUUUGUAUUAAAAGUCCAUAAGUCAAACCGACAGUAUGCUGCACACUGUUUGGAAGGCAUGUCCAUUAAGUACAGGACCACUCAAACAACACUAACUUGGUUACAUUUCAAAGAUCUUCAGAUUAGAGGCUUGGAUGACGAGUUUUAUUUUGAAACCAGUGAGUGUAAUAAAAUUCAAAUAUAUACAAACAUUUUGAUAGUAUGUGUGAAAAUUCCAUUAAAAGGGUGAUCGUCUUUCUAGGUAAUACCAGCAGUGUUGCAGGUAAUAGCAGCAGUGCAGAUUUACUCAUCAGUUUUGAAAUACAAACCGUGAAACUAGUAUGAGAUUUUUCAGUGUGGAUUGAAUGUUUCUUUUGAAUGUCUAUAUUAAAUAUAUCACCAUUACUUGAAGUCUAGAAUGUUUACACGUGCUAAGCAAGCAUUAUUGCCCUUUAAAUUCCAUAAUGAGGGGAACAAAAUAGCUGUGUCCUGCCUUAUCUGGAUCUGCAUAAUGAAAUAGUUUGAAAUUGUAGCCUUAAAAUCUUGGUUGUUUAGUCUGAGUGAAAGUGAGCUUUUCUUGGAGUUUAUGGUCGUCCCUAAGUUUGGGGAGGGAGGGUUGCACCAGGGCAUAAACAGGAGCACUUGUGCAGAAAGAACAACUUCAUCUUUCUUCACUGCAUUUUUAUUAUAAAUAAACUUUGAUUUGUUUUC